CGCGGGGGAAAAGUAGGGAGAAGCUGUGGACUCAUUCGUUCUCCCCCACUCCGCGCCCGCAACUUCCCCGGCAAGCCUCGGGCACACGGGCGCCGGCCGGAGCCCGCGGGAGACGAGAGGAGCCGCAGCAGCCGGCACCUGCCGCAGCCACCUGCCCCGGCCCGGCCCGGCUCAGCACAGCGCCUGUCGCCCAGCGAGGCUGCCUUCCAAGGAUUCCCAGUCUCUGUGCAUGUGAGGUGUGAAGGUGGGCAGGACCCCAGGCAACAAAUCAUGGAUUUUGUUAUGAAACAAGCUCUAGGAGGGGCUACCAAAGACAUGGGAAAGAUGCUGGGUGGGGAUGAGGAGAAAGACCCAGAUGCUGCUAAGAAAGAAGAGGAACGACAGGAAGCCCUUCGGCAACAAGAGGAAGAGAGGAAAGCCAAAUAUGCCAAGAUGGAGGCUGAAAGAGAAGUUAUGAGACAAGGGAUUCGGGACAAGUAUGGGAUAAAGAAGAAGGAAGAAAAGGAAGCAGAGGCCCAGGCUGCACUGGAAGCUAACGCUGAAGGGAGUCUGACACGCCCAAAGAAGGCGAUCCCUCCUGGCUGUGGGGAUGAGGAGGAGGAAGAAGAAGAGAGCAUCCUAGACACAGUCAUCAAAUACUUACCAGGGCCCCUGCAGGACAUGUUCAAGAAGUAAUAGCUGCAGACUGUUAGAUGGGCAUAAACAGUACUGCAAAGGAUUUCUCUUUUGCCCAAUGGGGAUUUACAAUCUUGCCAUUCAUCCCGCAGUCCUCCCCACCUCUGCCCUCUACUGCUCACUAGGAGUCCCUUCGCUUCCUAUUCCCUUCCAACUGUCUCUUUCCCUUUCCUCUGCCCCAAGACUCAUCCAUUCCUUAAUUUUGUACAUAGUCACAUCCAGUAGAUGCCUCUGAAUGGAUGUAAAGAUUAAAAAGCUGCAGACUACACAACUUUUAUUAUAAGCCAUAGUACUAUGUAUGUUAAAUACGGCACUGCACAUCAAGCAUAGAAAAGGAACAAUCUCAUUUCCAUCCAAUGCAAGAAGGAGUGUUCACUAAGUAUGAACAGUGGCCUCUUUAAUUUUUUUUAAAUUAUCUUAUUUUUAUUAUUGAUAAUAAUUAUUCAUUAUUAUAAUAUUCCUAUUGAUUGGGUCACAUUAGCCAUUUUUUGUUGAGCACAUCUGGUCUCGGAAGGGAUAUCUCAGUUCUCCCAUGAAAGCAGAGCUUUUCUGUUUUAAUUCCGUCUGUGACAUAAAUAAAAGAUCAUUUGGAAAGUAAAUCAUGCAUGACUUACUCAGCUGACAUCACUCAGAAUUGUGGAAGUGAGUCAUCAGCCCUCAGAUGCUGUAGAAGUUAAAUGCCUCAGAAUCUAAGCAAGAGUCAUGUUACUUUGGGAAUUAGCCAUACAUUUACCUUGGAUGAACAAAUUGGUCAGGCACUUGCCAUACAGAGACCUGAAACCAUAGAAGAGGGCACAGUGCUCUGGUAGAGGACCUCCCCAACCCCUCUGAAGCCAAUGACAAGUGUAUUUGCUGCUCUGUUUAACCAAUCUUCCUCUUUCUGCCAUAUUCAACCAUCCUGUUUCCAGCAGUGCUUGCAGGUUGGACAUUUGGAUUCCAGCACAUUGUUGUGGCUGUGUCCUGCCCACCCUUUCCUGCAGUGUGUGGGAGUGUGUGGUGGUCUGAAUGUUAGUCAUGGCAGAUCCAUAAAUAUCCAUUAUGUUUAUUGUGCUAAAUUACUGCAUUGCCUUGGGGAGGUCACUUAUUUUCUGCUCCACUGAGAUUCUGCACCUGUAAAAUGUAGGUUUCAGUCUCUAUCUACUUAAAAGCAUAAAGUGAGGGUGCUUCUUAGUGCUGUGCAGGAGCUAAUUAAUAUUACAGAAGUGUGUGGUAUCCCUUGAUGCUAGUAGGGUGGGAGAAGAUCUUUUUUCUUCCGUUAUCUUUGUGGCCUUUUGCAGACACAGGUACAGAGGUUUCCUCAAUGAAACACUGUAGAUAUCACAUACUUGCAUAAGAAAAUUCAAAUUCUAUGAGAGAUGUUGACUUGGUAAUACCUGCAUAGAUUCAAUACAUAGAUAGACCUAUUUUGAACACAGGUCCUCAUGAUCAGAUAUCUGGCUUGUCAUCUGAAGAGCUAAUUCUGAAAUUUUGCAUCUGGCUAGGUCUCUAUGUCGGUGCUGUAGACUCAGACUCACAAUCUUGUCAGGAGAAUCAGGGUUUGGCUGGCAGAACUAGCAUUUCUAUUCCCUGUCCUGGGAACAGAAAAACUUUCCUAAGUACAUGGAUGAGAUUUGAAAGCAAAUACACUCUUUCUGCUGGCAACAAAAAGGAGGAUAAUAUCAGA
Messenger RNA from Motacilla alba alba, 2338 nucleotides. It is a transcript of the gene CPLX1, whose product is annotated as complexin 1. The transcript is spliced from 4 exons. Lineage: Eukaryota; Metazoa; Chordata; Aves; Passeriformes; Motacillidae. Bases 271 to 675 code for a protein of 134 amino acids. Gene Ontology annotation, molecular function: syntaxin binding. The record is from RefSeq and is a predicted model, not a curated record. Gene Ontology annotation, cellular component: terminal bouton; SNARE complex. Gene Ontology annotation, biological process: regulation of neurotransmitter secretion; neurotransmitter transport; synaptic vesicle exocytosis.